AUGCAGGCGAUGCUUCUGCCAGACAUCUCCAGGCUGACAGGGCUUCGAGGACUUUCCCUGAUCAGGGUUGCUGUGGCCGCACGUGGGCUCGCUGUGAGCAGGAGUCUUUCUCAUCUGGAGCGUUUGACUCUGAACCUGGGAGAUGCGAACCAAACGCUCGCCGGAGACCAUGCUGAGGAGCUUCCAUUCCCAUUGACCUUGCUUUCUCACCUGCGCACCCUGCAUAUUCGCAACGCAAUGAGUCUCCAAACGCUGCCGGCUGAUAUCGGGUCAGCAUUGCCGCAGCUGCGGAAGCUGACGCUGUUCCGUGUGGGCGAGUUGAGGGAGCUGCCAGCGAGUGUCACGGCACUGCAGAGCCUGACGUCCUUGGAAGUCAACUUGGCGAACAAAAUGGUUUCUCUGCCGCAUGACAUCGGCGCAUUAUCCCGGCUGCGGGAGCUGCUGCUCAUUCACUGCACGCACCUGGAGCAUCUGCCUGCCUCCCUCACCCAGCUUGCCUGCCUCAACGAGAUGUUGAUUCUACGCUGCUCCAUCCGCUCCCUGAGUCCCAACUUCUCAUGGCUUGCACGGCUCAGGUCCCUUCAUUUGAGUGGCUGUGCGCAGCUGCAGGCGUUGCCAGCUGACCUGAGUGAGAUGAAGGCGCUGCAGGAGCUGAUUGUGGAGGGGUGUAACCAGCUCACUGACGUUGAUUGGUCUGUGCUCCCCAGAAGCAGCAGCUAG
Messenger RNA from Closterium sp. Yama58-4, 720 nucleotides. NCBI's taxonomy places the organism in Eukaryota, Viridiplantae, Streptophyta, Zygnematophyceae, Desmidiales, Closteriaceae. The record is from the annotation of a GenBank genome assembly.